Messenger RNA from Heterocephalus glaber (naked mole-rat), 4096 nucleotides. It is a transcript of the gene Zftraf1, whose product is annotated as zinc finger TRAF-type and ring finger containing 1. The record is from RefSeq and is a predicted model, not a curated record. Gene Ontology annotation, molecular function: zinc ion binding. NCBI's taxonomy places the organism in Eukaryota, Metazoa, Chordata, Mammalia, Rodentia, Bathyergidae. Gene Ontology annotation, cellular component: nucleus.
GGGGUGGGAAGCGCAGCGAAAACAAAGAUGGCGGCUGCGCCGGGGUUGGUGGCCGCGGUGGCUGCGGGGCUACGCGCGGGCCGGGCCCAUUGAGGCGGCUGCGCGGCAAGUGGGCUGCGGGGUCGCGGCGGCAGCAGGAGACCGGCGGGGGCGAGCGGCACCCAUAACUUCCAACUAGCGAGCGCGCCAGCACCUGCCCGCCGGGCCGGCCGGCCGCGAUGUCCGGCGCUGAGGAGGCUGGCGGGGGUGGCUCGGCUGCGGGACCCACGGGCGCCGUGCCGGUCGGGGUUGGGGUCGGGGCCGGGGUCGGGGCAGCUGCAGGGCCAGCGGCAGCGGCGGCGUUGGGCGAGGCAGCGGGGCCCGGGCUCCCGGACGAGGCGGGCCUGGCCGGCGCCCGGCAGCUGCAAGAGGCGGCUGGCGACCCCGACGCACCGCCCAAGAAGCGGCUGCGGGCGGCCGAGGCGGCCGAGGCGGCGGCGGCGGCGGCGGCAGCAGCGGCGGGCAGCGGGAAGCUGGAGGAGCGGCUCUAUUCGGUGCUGUGCUGCACCGUGUGCCUGGACCUGCCCAAGGCCUCCGUGUACCAGUGUACUAAUGGUCACUUGAUGUGCGCUGGCUGUUUUAUCCACCUACUAGCAGAUGCCCGGCUGAAGGAGGAGCAGGCCACGUGCCCCAACUGUCGUUGUGAGAUCAGUAAGAGCCUCUGCUGCCGGAACCUGGCCGUGGAGAAAGCCGUGAGCGAGCUGCCCUCAGAGUGUGGCUUUUGCCUACGCCAGUUUCCCCGCUCCCUACUGGAGAGGCACCAGAAAGAGGAAUGCCAGGACAGGGUAACUCAAUGCAAAUACAAGCGCAUCGGCUGUCCAUGGCAUGGCCCCUUCCAUGAGCUGACAGUACAUGAGGCUGCAUGUGCCCAUCCAACCAAGACAGGCAACGAGCUGAUGGAGAUAUUAGAUGAGAUGGACCAGAGCCACCGCAAGGAAAUGCAGCUCUACAACAGUAUCUUUAGCCUGCUCAGCUUUGAGAAAAUCGGCUAUACAGAAGUCCAGUUCCGGCCAUAUCGCACAGAUGACUUCAUCACACGCCUGUACUAUGAGACACCGAGGUUCACAGUGCUGAACCAGACAUGGGUCCUGAAGGCUCGUGUGAAUGACUCAGAGCGGAACCCCAACCUGUCGUGCAAGCGCACACUUUCCUUCCAGCUCCUCCUCAAGAGCAAAGUCACAGCACCUCUGGAAUGCUCCUUCCUGCUGCUCAAGGGCCCAUAUGACGAUGUGAGGAUCAGUCCUGUUAUCUACCACUUUGUCUUCACCAAUGAAAGCAAUGAAACAGACUAUGUGCCCCUGCCCAUCAUCGACUCUGUGGAGUGCAACAAGCUGCUGGCCGCCAAGAACAUCAACCUGCGGCUCUUCCUAUUCCAGAUACAGAAGUAGGAUGGGCCCAAGACUCCUGAGGAGCAGAAUGCUGUGGCCUGGCAUCGCUCUCCUAUUCACCCCUGGCUUGGCAGUGGCUUCACACAACUAUCUGAUCAUUUUAGCAGAGGAGAACAGGCAAAAUCAAACACUGGGAAAGUCUGCAUGUGUGUGUGAUGCAGUCCCGACCUCCAGCUCCCUCCUUUACUCCCAUCACCCCCUCCCCAGGGCAGCUGGAGGCUGGGCUGACUUCAGAGGAGACCAUGCCCUGGAUUCAGGAUCAGGGCUAGCAUCGAGGAGGGUGAGAAGCCAGUGGCCCCUAUCCAGUCCCAUCCUCACAGCUUGGUCGCACUUCGUGCCCUGGUUCCUGGCUGGGCUCAGGGGCCCUCAUUGACUUCAGACGGCGUAUUUCAUUGUGAUUAAAAAGGCAGCCUUGUUUCCUUCUUGCUGUUUUGUUGGAGGGGAAGGCACACCUGUAAAUGGACGCCGCGGGAGCUUUGGUUUGGCCUGGGAGUCAGAGCCCACCCUGUAUGUGUUACUGCACCCGUGUGUGCCCCCCCCCAGGAGAAACUUGGAGACACUGCCUCCCCUACAGUCUGUCACAAGGUUUUUGUGACAGGCCUGGGCAGAGAGAGCCGGGAAGGGUUGAGGCUCCCCCAGCCACCCAACCACUCCCAGGGAGGCAGGACUCUGCCACUAAGGCUCAGCAAAUGUUUUCGGAAUGCAGGGUGAAAUUCUUUCUCUUCCCAGGAAAAAAAUUAAACUACAGGCUCUUCUAUAUGUGAUACAAUUUUAAUGAGAGAGAAUCCAUUCACUCUUCUCAGCCUGGAGGGUACAGUAUCCUAAGGAUGUAAAGGAGCAGGCACAGGCUGUGCCACUUGGUAGGGCAAGGUCUGCUGUCAGAGACUGACUGCUGGCCACAGUGUGGUUUCCUGACUGACAGAAGUGGGCUUACCCCAGCCUUGACUCAAAGUCUGAUAUUCUGAGGGGUGGCUUUGACCAGGACCAGUCUCUGGGGCUCAGAGGGUGGGAAGCAGCCCUGCAUGAAGGAGCUGGGCUCUGGUCUGUUCUUCCCUGGGACCUUCAGGGGUACUAGGAAGUGAACUUGAUUAGGAGAUGGGGCUCGUCUGAUAGUUUUUUGUUGCUUUAAUACCAAAGAGCUGGUUUCUUCUGCCCUCAAAAAGCCUACCACAUGCCUCAGAGAAGCCACCUGGCCCCUGCAGGCUGCCUUGGCCCUCACUACUCUGCCCUGAGAGCCUGAGGGGCAGGUAGUCCUGGCUGAGUACAGAGCUUGGGCCACUGACACACAUGCACACACACCCCCGCCCCUGCUCCUCCCAAGGUCAGGGAGCUGAGAAAUAGUGAAUAGGGACUAUAGGAUAGGGUGCAAGCUCCAGCCAUAUACCCAAGUGUGGCUGUCACAGGCCAGUGUGUCCCCCUGAAUCAGUUCUGCCCUCAUAGGCAAAAGCCGCUCAGAGCUAUUUCUGAGAAUCUUGUUUGGGUCCCUGUUCUCAGCUCAGGGCAUGGGCCUGCUGGGAGUGCUCCUUGGGGAGCCUUCUCUUUUGUAAAGCUGAUGGACCAGGGGGUUGGGAAGGCCCAUGUUUGGCUGUUUCCUCUUUGCAAAGAAAGACCCACCCCAGGCCCCAGCAACCCAUGGGGCCCAUGGCUUCUCAAGUUCAGUCAUGUCUCUCUGGCAGGCACACAGAGGACCUCAGGAGGGCAGGCAGAGGCCCUCUGGGGAGUCCAUCAAUUCCAGGGCAUGGGUGGCUUGGCUUAUCCACCUGUAUUUUGGUGUGAAUCGCUGACUGAGCAGAGGGCAGCCCUGUAAACUAGUACAGGUCAGGGUGAGAGGCUUGUUCCUCAUAGGCACAGCCAAUCUGGGACAAGGUGGAGGGUAACUGAGCUAGCAAGGGCUGCAGGGACUAGGAGGCCACGAAGGGGACAGAGGCCCAGCUGGCAGUCCUGUGGCCUCAGUGCCCAGAUGCCAGCCCAGUAUGUGGGGCAGGGGAUAGAAGGAGCCUGCCUAAGGCAUGGCUGGGGAUGAAGCCCUCCUAGAAGUGUGUAUCUGAGGGUUAGGUAUCCCAGUGCCAUUCCCAUCAUGAACCUGCCCUGUGACUGUCCCAGUAGCUGAGUCUUUAUUUGUUUGUUUGUUUUUUGGUACCGGGGAUGGAACUCUGGUCCUUGCACUUGCACAGCAGGUGGUGGAACCACUGAGCUAAAUCCCCGGCCCAAACCUUUCCUUUUUUUUUUUGGUACCAGGGAUUGAACUCAGGACCUUGCGCUUGUGAGGCAGGCAGCAGAACCACUGAGCUAAAUCCCGCCCCAGUAGCUGAGUCUUGCAGCCUAGGGGAACCAGGUGACUGCGAAGACUCAUGUGUUCCUUAGCCAUCCUGGUGCCACAAACCUUGUGGCACUGUCACUGUGGGCCCUUUAUUGCUGGGAGUGCCACAUCUACUGGUUUGUCUCCAGAAUCUUCUGUCAUCUUGCUGUCCUGACCUGGUUUUUAUCUGUUAUCUCUGCGGAUGGGGAGCCCAGCCUCAGCAGAUGAAGGGGAAGCCUGGGGAUCAUAGGCUAAGCAGCGCCUUCCCCUCCUUCUCCCCAACAGGUCUUACCCCACUCCCUGUGAGCACCAUAUCCUUUAGUUUGCCCAAAGUGAGACAUUUACAAAAAUAAAAAUAAUUUUUUAAAAA